UAAUAAUUAGUUAAUAAUAGAGAGUUAAAGUGAUAUUUUAAAAAUGUUUUUAACCAAAUAUAAUGUGAUUAUUCUUAUUGUUUUAAAUGUUACAACAAUAUUGGUCAAUGCGAAAAGACCAAAUAUUAUAUUCAUAUUGGCUGAUGAUUUGGGUUUCAAUGAUGUAGGUUUUCAUGGAUCAAAUGAAAUUCCUACACCAAAUAUUGAUGCAUUAGCAUAUUCUGGUAUCAUACUAAAUCGAUAUUAUGUGACAGCUUUAUGUACGCCAUCCAGAAGUGCAUUAAUGACCGGAAAACACCCAAUACAUACAGGAAUGCAACAUACAGUAUUAUAUGCAAAUGAACCACGUGGUCUACCAUUAAAUGAAACAAUUUUACCACAAUAUUUAAAAGAAUUAGGGUAUACAACAAGGAUUGUUGGCAAAUGGCAUUUAGGUCAUUAUAAAAAAGAGUAUACACCCACAUAUCGUGGAUUUGAUUCACAUACUGGAUUUUGGACGGGGCACCAUGAUUAUUAUGAUCAUACAGCUGUGGAGGAGAAUCAAUGGGGCUUAGAUAUGCGUCGAAAUCUAAGCGUUGCGUAUGAUUUACAUGGCCAAUAUUCAACAGAAAUAUUUACGAAUGAAGCCGUGAAUAUUAUUGAAUCACAUAACAAAAAUAAUCCAUUAUUUUUAUACAUCGCACAUGCAGCUGUACAUUCGGGUAAUCCAUAUAAUCCUUUACCUGCAUUUGAUCAGGAUGUUACAAGAUUCAAUCAUAUUUCAAAUUUUAAACGUCGAAAGUUUGCAGCAAUUUUAUCAGCUUUAGAUACAUCUGUAGGAAAAGUUGUGGAAGCAUUAGGUAAUAAUGGCUUAUUGGAAAACAGUAUUAUAAUAUUCAGCUCAGAUAAUGGAGGGGCUGCAAAUGGCUUCAAUUUAAAUGCCGCAUCAAAUUGGCCUCUACGUGGUGUAAAAAAUACAUUAUUUGAAGGAGGUGUUCGUGCUGCUGGAUUAAUUUGGAGUCCAUUAUUAUCAAAACCACAACGAAUUUCAUCACAAAUAUUUCAUAUUAGUGAUUGGUUGCCCACAUUAUACCAUGCAGCUGGUGGAGAUGUAACAAAUUUAAAAGAUAUUGAUGGUAUCAAUUCAUGGAUUCCACUGUCAAUUGAUAUUCCUACAAAUCGGACAGAAAUUUUGCAUAAUAUUGAUGACAUUUAUGGAAAUGCUGCUUUAACUGUUGAUGAUUAUAAGAUUCUCAAAGGAUCGACGUAUAAUGGACAAUGGGAUUUUUGGUAUGGCCCGUCAGGACGUGAUGGUAGCUACAAUAUUAGUCAAGUAAUGAAAUCCAGAUCAGGCAUGGCUCUCGCAUCUAUAGGACAUUCUCUACUACCAACACAAAUACAUUCAUUACGAAAUGAAGCGCAAGUUAUUUGUACAAGAGAUAUUCCAACAACAAUAGAUAAUUCAAAAUGUGUUGCUAUGGAAGCUCCAUGCCUAUUCAAUAUUAAAGAUGAUCCAUGUGAAUUGAAAAAUUUAGCCAACGAGUUACCAGAUAUAGUUGCUAAAUUAGAAAAAAGAUUAAAUGAAUAUAAUGAAACAGCAGUUCCAGCAGCAAAUUUACCACGUGAUCCAGCCGGUGAUCCUAAAAAUUGGGACUAUACAUGGACUAAUUUUGGUGAUUACGAUUAUUCUGUUACUGUUUCCGGUGUUUAAAAAAAUAAAGAGAAAGAAAAGAUGAUUUUUUACUGACAAACAA
Messenger RNA from Chrysoperla carnea, 1733 nucleotides. RefSeq names its product arylsulfatase J-like. The record is from RefSeq and is a predicted model, not a curated record. Lineage: Eukaryota; Metazoa; Arthropoda; Insecta; Neuroptera; Chrysopidae. The transcript has 7 exons. The coding region runs from base 44 to 1690 and encodes 548 amino acids.